AUCAAUGUGUAGGUUAGUAUUUUUCCAUAACAAAGAACUGUCUUUUACAAUCUAUAGGCAAAUUUUAAUAAAAAAUUUUCUGUUUCUCGCGGAUGAUGUUUAAACCAUGCACUUCUGCGUUAUUGAUCACUUCAAUUUUCGAACCACUGAUGAUAUUUCAAAGGGAAGCUUGUAAUUAUUCAACCUACAAAUAAUAUCACUAGCUUUAUUUAUCUUAUAAGGUGAGUCAAAGAUAAUGGAUGCCUUUGUUGCAGUUGGAACAUUAAAAACAAUGCUCUCGAGAGUAACACUAACGAAGUUUACGAGUUUCUGGAGAUUUCGAGCAAAGAGUCGAACUUGCUUUCUGCAUGCGUAUUAAUGCUCCUCAAUUCGUUCAUACCAGUACCUAUCUUACGGAUGAGGAACGAAUUGGUUAAAUCUACAGACUGUAUCAGUUAUUUCAAAACCUGGAUCGACCCUAAUAAUAGUCCUCAACAAAAUUUCAGUAUUACAGAGGCUUAACCGGCUUCCAUUAACCCUCACAUAUGCUGUGAAUAUAAUGUUUAGCUGUGUACCAGCAGGCAGAUAUAUGGCUCCACAGUUCAUUCAAUUCUGUUAUAUGGCUUUUAUAUAUAGUUAUCAACAGUAAGACGUCUACAUACACCACGAGUAUUCAGUCACAAGUCUAGCAAUAGAACCACCAGUUGUUUAAAUGUCAAUUGUGUUUUUGGUGCAUACAUGCACACUUUCAAUGAACUAUAUAAUUGAAAAUGAUCUUGUGUACAACGAAUAUCUGCUAAUGGCAUAUGAAACAUGUAUUAAUCCAUCACUAUUUAGUACAUAGUUUAAAAAAUAUAUAAAACAUAUUGUACAGUAAACUAUUAUAAUACUCGAGUGAUUUACCUGUAUGCUUCUUAUUGUUAAUUUAUCCAGUUCAUCAUCGUUUCUUUCUCAAAUCACGGUGUAUAACUAUUUUUCCCAUUGUUUACUAUCAACAAUUCGAAGAUUACGUCUGUUGAACACUAAAUAUCAAUCUAUAGCAUUCACGUUAUAUUUUACUGUUGAAAUUAUUUUCUUUAAAUUAUUAUUUUUACUAAUUUCGGUAUUCCGGUGUAUCUAUCAGAAACGAUAUCAUGAUUCUUCUGGGCAAAAGGAAUCUGAACUUACAGUGGAUGCAGAAAAAAUAAUACAUGUAGACAAAUCUUCUACGAUACAAAAAAAUUAUGCUUCAUUAACUAAUGCUGAAAAUUUAGACAACCUUACCAAUAAUAAAACUUCGCUGCUUGGACUUUUAAAAUUUUGCGGCAUUUCUACUGAUUGUUGCCCAAUACUUCAAUUGCAUACAAAAACUCCUGACAAUACUAUUCGGUUGAAUUCACCUAGUAAACAAUAUGGUACAAACUCAUUGGAUGGUACUGCUGAUUCAAUUCAAGAACCGAAGAAUUUGGAAUCUGUUAUAAAAAAGUCUCCCGUAUCACUUUCUCCAUCAAUCGCUAAUCGUCGACAUCUGACACCUCCUCCACGUUUAGUUACUUCUUCGUUCAUGGCAACCAGUCCACCAGUUGAAACUCAGUUGUAUCAUAUUCAACCUAAAGAAUAUGUAUUCAAUCAAGCAUGUAAACCAAUACCUAGUUCACUUAUGUUACAGAAUAAUAGUUUGGGUACAUUCACACUUACUCCAACACAACUUUUGCAUAAUCCACUGAUAUUAAAUACAUCAGCUGAUGUUUUACAUUCUCAUUGUACGCCGUGCGAAUCACAAUCUGCACCAUGUAGUCAAACUUUAAUUACAACACAACCGUUACCUUUAUUAAAUUUACCCUAUAGUCAUGUUGCCUGUCCCAAUUCAGAUACAGUUACUCAGGAAUUAAAUCAGUCGUCAUGUACUAACACUACUAAUUGUACUGGUGGUAGUACGCAAGUCCCGAAAACCUAUCCAGGCAUUGGAUUCACUGCGAGUCGUCGAGCGCGAUCCAAGGGUCUUUUGGAAAGUCGUCGAGGAUCACGUACAUCACUUACUUUAUCUUUAUCUCCGUCAAUUGAUUCCCCUACUCCUAGCUAUUCUGUAGGAUCAGCACAGUUUAGUGUAUUUGGUGGCAGUCUUGAUGAAGAUCCAUGCACAGCUGAAGUUUUGUCAGAAGAAAAUGAAUCUGGUAAUAAUAUUGAUUCUGUUAAUAAUAUUAAUAACUCAAACAUUUUACAUGAUAAUAGUGUGAAUAGUUCUAAUAAUAAUAAACAGGUAAACUCCCGGUGUAAUUAUUUACAAUCAUUAAAUUCUUUUUCACACACUACAAUUAUAUCAAAACAACAACAACAAAAUUUCACGACGACUAUUUCACCAUUAACAUCUUCAUCUGGUACGUGCAAUAAUGGCAUUGUUAAUUCUCAACACAAUAAUUCAAUUAAUGAUACUCAAAUUGGAUUAAUUAAUAAAGGACAAUAUUUUGUGAAUAAUCGAUGUAAUUACAUGUGUUUUCAUCAUCAUCAUCAUCAUCACCAUCAUCAUCAUCGGCAUCAUUUUCAUCAUUUUGCUAUACAUCAUUGUAAAUUAGACACUGGUUUCCCUUGUUCAUUAGGCAAUUUAACAUGUCAACGUAAUCGGGAUUUAGAACAAUUAAUAAAUGCUAGCCUACCAUUAACGUACGAUCAACUGAAAAUUAAACUACGCGAUAAUUCUACAGCUUUAUUUCAAGAGUUUUGGGAUAUUCCCAUGAAUCAUGCAGAUAAAAAAGAAUUGCCUAUACCUGGAAUUUGUCAUAAAAAUCGUUAUCAAUCUAUUCUUCCAAACUUCUCAACUCGUGUCAUAUUACCUGUCAUCAACAAUGACAUAACUUCCAGCUAUAUUAAUGCAAAUUAUAUUAAAGGUUAUAAAAGUCGUCCAAAUGCAUUUAUUGCUACUCAAGGUGUUAUGCCACAUACAAUAAAUGAUUUUUGGCGUAUGGUAUGGUAUUCUCAUGCACCGACCAUUGUUAUGAUUACGAAAUUGGUUGAAAAUAAAGAAGUUAAAUGUGAGUUGUAUUUACCUGAUUCUUCUGGUGAAGAGGAUGUAUUAUCAUUUGUGGAAAGUCAAUCAUUUACUACUAGUCCAUUAUUCAAAACUGAUCCAUGCACACCUGAUUCCGAUGCUAUGACCAAUAAUACUAAUACUGCUACUACUACUACUACUACCAAUAAUAAUAAUCCUUUAUCAUCUGUAACUUCUGCUGCAACAAAUCCUACACAGUUUACAAAUACUCCAACUAAUCCAUUAUUACCAAGUUUAUCAUCGCCGUUCUUUUCACAAUCUUCAACAUUAUCAUAUCAUUGUGAGCAUUCAAAUGAACAGUCCGAUAUUGAUACAACUAAUAUUAGCUCACCUAUUUCAACUGGUUCUAUUAUUGCUACAACUGCACCAACUGGAGUUCUCCGUAGUGGAAUAGAUACAUCAAAAUAUUUACACGAUAGUGGCAUAGCAAGUGUAGAUGACCAAUCUUCAAUAACAGAUAAUAGUAAUGUAAUAUUUUCUAACAAUAAUUAUAAAAAUAACAAUAACAUGACUGAUAAUCAAAACAGUGGAAAAUUAUCAAAUGAUCGAGGUAUAAAUUUUUAUCAAUCUAUAUCAUUGCCUGGUACCAGCAAAACAUUUGGAAAUAUAAGUGUUAGUGUGUUGUCAUUGGAAAGACAUGAUGGAUAUAUAGUACGUCAUCUGCGAUUAAGUUGUGGUACAGAAAAUAGAGAAGUUGUUCAUUUCUGGUAUGUUGCAUGGCCUGAUCAUUCAUCCCCUGAAGCUACCGCUUCUGUACGUAGUUUAAUUGAACUUGUACAAGCUGUUGAAACUUGUCGUAAAAAUGCUAGUUCAUUGUCAAAAGUAAAAUCAACAGAUAAAUCUGAAAUCGAUUCAAAUAAUACUGAUGAAGAUGUAAAUUUUACAUAUUGUAAAAAAUUACCAGAUUCUCAAUGUUUUCAUGCUUCAUCCUACCGUCCUAAAUUAGUUCCAUCUUUACAAAAAAUGGAAUUGGAUCAGUUGGGUCAUGAAGAUGCACCAAUUAUUGUACAUUGUAGCGCAGGUCUUGGUCGUACUGGUUGUUUUAUUGCUUUAUGUAUAGGUUGUGAACAACUCGAAAAAGAAGGUAUGGUUGAUGUAUUAAAAAUAGUUAGUCGGAUGAGAUUAGAUCGUGGCGGUAUGGUACAAAGUAAUGAACAAUAUGAAUUUAUUCAUCAUGUUUUAGCUGCUUAUCCACUAAAUAAAAAAACCGUCAAUGUGAAUCAUCCUCAUUUACCUGUGAUGUAAAACAUAUUGGUAGUUAGUUAAUGGUUUAUUUAAUUACACAAUAAAUGUUGCUUAUCAUUCUUCCUAUAUACUUUCAUUUAAUCAAGUCAUAUUAUGCACUAAAUUUCUACUGUGUAAAUACUUAAAUUUCCAUGCAUAUACCUUCUUAUAGCAUUUAUUGUUAUUUCAUUAGCUAAAUGUUAGCAAUUAUUCCGAGAUUAAAAUGCAAUAUAUAUAUAUAUAUAUAUAUA
Molecule: messenger RNA, 4479 nt
Organism: Schistosoma spindalis
Lineage: Eukaryota; Metazoa; Platyhelminthes; Trematoda; Strigeidida; Schistosomatidae
Source: the annotation of a GenBank genome assembly